CUAUUAAUUGUGAACUUGAUCAGGGUAUACUCCAUCUAGUGGAUCCUAUCUAGGAAAUAAGCCUAUUCUUGCUCAAGGUGAAUAUCUUUUGGUAAGGCGAACUGAUAUGCGCCUAAUAUCAAAUAUUGGAGAUUUUCACGUAAAGAGUACGGGACAACUUUAUUUGACAACUAUUCGUUUAAUUUUUGUUGCGGAUGCUCCGUCAAGCGAUUUUAAGUCACUUGAUGUUCCCUUGCUGCUGAUUCGAAAUGAAAAGUUUAACAUGCCUAUUUUUGGAUGUAAUAACCUUUCGUUUGUGGUUGUUCCUCAAACUUCAUGGGGUUACGGCUCUCAGUUCAACUGUAAACUGGAGUUCAGAAAAGGAGGAGCUCAGACCUUUUUACGUAUUUUCUGGAAGGUUAUGUCUGGCGUGAACGAAGUCCGAGAGUGCCAUGACCGUAACUCGAUUCCUUCGUCUGUUCGGGACAUCGCUUCGGGUUCUUUUGUGAGCCAAGUCUUCGUGGAUCCGACGGAUCCUUCCUACGUGUACACAACCCAACCUUGCCAGCCAACGGUUGCUUUGCCGGUCAAUUAUCCUGUUCCUAUGUACUACACCAUUCCUCAAGCGGUGCCUGUCGAGCCUACCUAUGUCCAGCCUGCUCCUGCGCAGCCCACCUAUGUCCAGCCUGCUCCCGCGCAGCCUGUGUAUACUCAGCCUUCACCUGCUCAACCCGUUCCUGCGCAGCCCACCUAUGUCCAGCCUGUGUAUGCUCAGCCCUCGCCUGCGCAGCCCACCUAUGCUCAGCCCUCGCCCGCUCAGCCUGCUUAUGCUCAGCCCGCUCAGCCUGCCUAUGUCCAACCUGUGUAUGCUCAACCUGCUCCUACCCAGCCUGUGUAUGCUCAGCCCAUUGCUACUCAGCCUGUGUACAACCCUAAUCCCUCUCCAAAUCAGCCCGCAUAUGCCCCGCCUGCUUAUGCUGCUCAGCCUGCUCAGCCUGCUCAGCCUGCUCAGCCUGCUCAGCCUGCUUACCCUCAGCCCGUGUACACGCCCCCAAGCCAGAAUACAGCUCACUGAGCCAUCCAACGCACCCAAGCUCCCUGAUACGUUGAUCGAGGAGCAGCGAAAAAAGCGCUUUUAACUU
This is a messenger RNA of Blastocystis hominis, 1121 nucleotides long. RefSeq lists its product as hypothetical. The transcript has 4 exons. NCBI's taxonomy places the organism in Eukaryota, Bigyra, Opalinata, Blastocystidae. Gene Ontology annotation, cellular component: nucleus. Gene Ontology annotation, biological process: positive regulation of DNA-templated transcription. Bases 107 to 1054 code for a protein of 315 amino acids. The record is from RefSeq and is a predicted model, not a curated record. Gene Ontology annotation, molecular function: chromatin DNA binding; transcription coactivator activity.